Helobdella robusta is the source of this 399-nucleotide messenger RNA. RefSeq lists its product as hypothetical. Lineage: Eukaryota; Metazoa; Annelida; Clitellata; Rhynchobdellida; Glossiphoniidae. The record is from RefSeq and is a predicted model, not a curated record. Bases 1 to 399 code for a protein of 132 amino acids. The transcript has 5 exons. Gene Ontology annotation, cellular component: cytoplasm.
AUGUUUUUUGCCAUGAUCGACGUUUUUAAUUUAAACACAACACAGCAAAAUAACUUUUUACAAUAUCGAAACAGUGCGUUUACCGGUUUACAUAAGCAAAAAACGAAGCAAUUAAGUGACAAAAGCUUCAAGGAACUUUUGAAAGCUAAAGAGACGCUUUGUGAUGCUGAGAAGAGAUUGACGUAUGACAACUGGAGGAAGAGUGGUCUGAAGAUACCGUUUGAAGUUUGGAAAGCCAUGAAUGAAAACAGGAUGAACAUUUCUCCUAUGGACGCGCAGGCUUCUGCUACCUGCAUUUGGGAAGGCAAAUGCCCAGCACAGAGAGACGGGCGGACGAGACAGUCGGACUUUUUUACUGGCGCCAACAACUCCAAACUUUUUUUGAUAGGUCAACAUUGA